AUGGUCAAAUCGGAGGCUGCAGUUGCCAUAGAGGCAGAGUUUAGCAAAGGAGACACCCAGGAGCAUGUUGAGGAGGUAGCACUGGCCCGCGUGACAGAGGAGGACCUGUGGAAGCUGUCCCAGGAGUCGUUGAACGUAUGGUCAUGGACCGGAUUCCGUCUGGGUCUCAUCAUGUUCAUCCACGGCUGCAACCAAGCUGGCUUUGGAGUUGACUGGGGGUUAUUGGCGGUAUCAAUUCCUUGGAUCCGUGGCAUGAAUAUUUCGGCUUUGAUUGGCACUGUCUGUGGUGCACCAUUCAUGGCUUUGGCCGAUGUAAUCGGCCGUCGUGGGAUCAACUUUACCGGCAAUGCUAUUGUGAUUUUUGCGGCUUUGCUGCAGGGCUUGGCAAUUAAUCUGCCAAUGUUUAUGGCUGGACGAUUCUUCAUGGGUUUCGGAACUGCGCUCAUGUCGAGCUCGCAGUACAUUGGUGAAAUAUCGCCUGUUCACCUGCGUGGUCGCAUGGUCGGCUUUUUCGGGGCAUGUUUCCAAGUCGGUAGUCUGACCAUGCUCGGUGCCAUGAUUGGACUUUCUACUCUGCCGGGCAAUCUUUGCUGGCGCAUCCCUCUCAUCCUCGAGGCUCUCUUCCCGGCCAUUGUCUGUCUGGGCAUUUACCUCAUCACCCCCGAGUCGCCUCGUUACUAUGUCAUGAGGGGCAAUCGACAAAAAGCCAAGGAGAUUAUAGCCAAAUACCACACCACUAGCACGGAUGUCAAUGAGCCGAUUGUUGAGAUUGUUGUUAGACAGAUUGAGGAGUCCCUGGAGAGCGAUCGCGAUCGGUCGGGCACCAGGGCCUUCUGGGACUAUCGGGUCUUCUUCACCAAGACCGCGCGAUACCGUCUCCUGGUUCUGGUCUUGUAUUCAAUCUUCCAGCAAUGGAACGGAGGCAGCAUUAUCACAUACUAUAUGACCCCUUCAUUGCAGCAGCUUGGCAUCGAUCGCACAAAGCAGCAACUCGGCAUUACCAUUGGAACCACAGCCGUUUACUUUGUCUUUACGGCCGUCGGAUCGUUCCUCGUUGACAAGUUCCGCAGGCGAACCUUGAUAUUUAUUGGCCUGAUCAGCAUGAUUGUCUUCCAGACGGCCACCACGAUCACAUCAUGGCAGUAUAGUCUCCACGCCAACACCGCUGUUGCGGCACUCACUCUUCUCUGGAUCUUCCUUUACCAGACUUUCUCUGCGACGUUUGUUGCGACCAUGCACAACCUUCUGAUACAAGGUGGUGCUGGAGCCGCGCAGACGUACGGAAUCGGAGUCGGCAUCGCAAAAGUAGGAUACAAGAUUUGGGUAGUGUAUAUCGUUUACAACACCAUCCAACUUGUUUUGUCCUAUUUCAUCUUCCCAGAAACUGCCGGUCUGUCUCUGGAGGAGAUUGAUACGGUAUUUGAGACCCCUGGUGUUGCGCCAGUCAAGAUGUCGUUGGACAUCCAACAGGCCAAGAAGGAGAGAAGCGCCGCGGGACGGGACGAGGAGACUAGGUUUGGAUAA
Molecule: messenger RNA, 1524 nt
Organism: Penicillium canescens
Lineage: Eukaryota; Fungi; Ascomycota; Eurotiomycetes; Eurotiales; Aspergillaceae
Product: putative MFS sugar transporter protein
Exons: 4
Coding region: 1-1524 (507 amino acids)
Biological process (GO): transmembrane transport; carbohydrate transport
Cellular component (GO): membrane
Molecular function (GO): carbohydrate:proton symporter activity
Source: RefSeq, a predicted model, not a curated record